Gaeumannomyces tritici R3-111a-1 is the source of this 594-nucleotide messenger RNA. RefSeq lists its product as hypothetical. The record is from RefSeq and is a predicted model, not a curated record. Lineage: Eukaryota; Fungi; Ascomycota; Sordariomycetes; Magnaporthales; Magnaporthaceae. The transcript is spliced from 2 exons. Bases 1 to 594 code for a protein of 197 amino acids.
AUGGCGGCCCUCCCAGACUUCACCGACACUAGCCGGUUCCCGACCUUUGCCACCAUCCCCGAGGCCGGCGGGGAGGCGCCCCCGCCGCCGGAGCCGUGGUACCUGCUGGCGCGCAUCAAGGACGACAUGACCAUCACCAAGCCCACGCUCGUGGCGCUGGACCGGGCCGGCUCCCCGUUCGCGCUCCUGUUCGAGGGCUUCGACCGCGACGGCAUCGACCUCAAGGGCCGGGGGCUCAAGAAGGGCGCGACCGUCGUGGUGCCCCGCGCCCUGCGCACGCCGCCGGCCACCGAGGGCAAGCGCGGCUUCGUCCGGGUCGACAAGCCCGACGCCAACUCGGUAAAGGCCAUCCCCGGCCCGCUCGAGAGGGUGCUGGAGCUGGGCUCGGGCUCGGGCUCGGCAGCGCCCGCCGCGGGGUGUUCGAGUUGUGGGGCGGAUGGGCAGGACGAGCAGGCUAAGCUGGCCAAGUGCACCGGCUGUGGGAGGGCGAGGUAUUGCGGCAAGGACUGCCAGGUUAAAGGGUGGAAUGAGGGCCACAAGGGCGACUGUAAAAUCUACAAGGCUCUAGAUUCCAUAUUCAGCCCGAGCGCCUGA